This is a messenger RNA of Mercurialis annua (annual mercury), 1423 nucleotides long. Its product is annotated as probable cinnamyl alcohol dehydrogenase. Gene Ontology annotation, molecular function: zinc ion binding; cinnamyl-alcohol dehydrogenase activity. The record is from RefSeq and is a predicted model, not a curated record. The transcript has 5 exons. Gene Ontology annotation, biological process: lignin biosynthetic process. Bases 82 to 1155 code for a protein of 357 amino acids. NCBI's taxonomy places the organism in Eukaryota, Viridiplantae, Streptophyta, Magnoliopsida, Malpighiales, Euphorbiaceae.
ACUUUCUAUUUACAUCCAACACUUCAAUCACCUUUUUCAUAUCUUCAACUUUCUUUCAUUUUCAACACAAACUCAAAAACAAUGGGCAGUCUUGAAACUGAGAAAACCAUUGUUGGAUGGGCUGCAAGAGACCCUUCUGCACUUCUUUCUCCUUACACAUACACUAUUAGAAACACAGGACCAGAGGAUGUUUUGUUAAAGGUUACAUAUUGUGGAAUUUGCCAUACUGAUCUUCAUCAAGCUAAGAAUGAUCUUGGAAUGUCACGUUACCCUAUGGUUCCCGGGCAUGAGGUGGUUGGUGAGGUGGUGGAAGUUGGAUCAGAGGUAACCAAGUUUAGAGUUGGAGAUACAGUUGGAGUUGGUGUUCUUGUAGGUUGCUGUAGGGAUUGUUUGCCUUGUAAUACUGAGAUUGAGCAGUAUUGCAACAAGAAAAUCUGGAGUUAUAAUGAUGUUUAUACUGAUGGAAAACCUACUCAAGGAGGGUUUGCUCAAUCCAUGGUGGUUGAUCAAAAGUUUAUGGUGAAAAUACCAGAUGGUAUGGCACCAGAGCAAGCAGCACCACUAUUAUGUGCUGGUGUGACAGUUUAUAGCCCACUGAACCACUUUGGACUGAAAAAAAGUGGGCUAAGAGGAGGAAUUUUAGGGCUUGGAGGAGUAGGUCAUAUGGGGGUUAAGAUAGCAAAGGCAAUGGGACAUCAUGUGACUGUGAUCAGCUCAUCAGACAAGAAAAAAGUGGAGGCUUUAGAACAUCUUGGUGCUGAUGAAUAUUUAGUUAGCUCGGAUGCAAAUGUGAUGCAACAAGCUGCUGAUUCUCUUGACUAUAUCAUUGAUACUGUUCCUGCUGUUCAUCCUCUUGAGCCUUAUUUGUCUUUGUUGAAACUUGAUGGGAAGUUGAUCUUGAUGGGUGUUAUUAGUGCUCCAAUGCAGUUUAUUACUCCUAUGCUCAUGCUUGGGAGGAAGAUAAUCACAGGAAGUUUCAUAGGAAGCAUCAAAGAAACAGAGGAAAUGCUCGAGUUCUGCAGAGAAAAAGGAGUAACCUCAAUGAUUGAAGUUGUCAAAAUGGAUUACGUCAACACUGCCUUCGAACGGCUCGAGAAAAACGACGUCAGAUAUCGGUUUGUUGUGGAUGUUGCAGGCAGCAAGCUUGAUGCAUAAUGAACUAGCAAAUAUCCAAGUUUACUUGUUUUUUAAGUCAUCUAUAAUGUGGGGAUAUAAAGUUGUUGUUCUUUCUCUGCUUUUGAUAAUAAAGAAGCUGAGGUGUGCUCUCUUUUUUAUCUUAAUUCUACAUUUUGGUUGGGAUUAUAUGUUUUUUAUUUAAAAAAAUUGUCUUUUUGAUAAUGAGAGAUACCAAAUUUGCAAAAAGUGUUUGUGAUAUAGAUAUGAAAUGUUGAGAUUUUACUUUUAUGGAUUUGGUAUUUUGUCA